This is a messenger RNA of Oppia nitens, 1538 nucleotides long. Its product is annotated as hexokinase-1-like. Gene Ontology annotation, cellular component: cytosol; mitochondrion. Gene Ontology annotation, molecular function: fructokinase activity; ATP binding; glucokinase activity. The record is from RefSeq and is a predicted model, not a curated record. The coding region runs from base 20 to 1501 and encodes 493 amino acids. The transcript has 8 exons. Gene Ontology annotation, biological process: glucose 6-phosphate metabolic process; intracellular glucose homeostasis; glycolytic process. NCBI's taxonomy places the organism in Eukaryota, Metazoa, Arthropoda, Arachnida, Sarcoptiformes, Oppiidae.
AUAUAAAUUUUAAUUCAAAAUGUUAAUCAAAAAUGAGAUUGAGGAAAUCCUAAAGCCAUUAGUGCUAACAAAUCAACAGUUGGGCGAAAUAGAGGCACUAUUAUUACAGUCAUUCAAUGAGGGUCUGCGCAAAGAUACCAAUCCCGUGGCACCGGUCAAGAUGUUCCCGACGUUUGUCAGGGACGUACCCGACGGUAAAGAAAAAUACGCUGAGGGUAAAUAUAUGGCACUGGACUUGGGUGGUACCAACUUUCGUGUAUUGCUUCUGGAGCUCAAUGGCGACAAAUUUCAUUUGGACUCCGAAGUGUAUGCCGUACCCGAAAUUAUUAUGCACGGAACAGGAGAACAGUUGUUUGACCACAUUGCCAGUUGUAUAUCGGAUUUUAUGAAACAACGAAAAGUCAUUCAAUACCGGAUCCCAUUGGGCUUUACGUUUAGCUUUCCGUGCAAACAGGAAGGACUGACUUCGGCCCGACUAACACAAUGGACUAAAGGAUUCAAGUGUACCGGUGUUGAGGGCGAAGAUGUGGUCCAAUUGCUCAGGGAUGCCAUCGAUAAGAGACCGGACAUUGAUGUAGAUGUCAUGGCUGUUGUCAACGAUACUACCGGUACAUUGAUGUCAUGCGCUCUUAAGAACCGGGAGUGUAGGGUCGGACUAAUUAUAGGCACCGGUACUAACGCUUGUUAUAUGGAAACACUGGAAAACGUUGAACUGUUUAGUGAGGACUUUCCAGAUGUCAAUCAAGUAGUGGUUAAUACAGAAUUGGGUGCUUUCGGUGAUAACAAAGUGCUGAACUUUAUCCGUACCAAUUGGGAUGAAGAAGUGGACACUACAUCAUUAAAUAGAGGAAAACAAUUGUUUGAAAAAAUGAUAUCCGGUAUGUAUUUGGGAGAAACAGUUCGCUGUAUACUUGUAGACCUGUGCCAAAAGAAACUGUUGUUUAAUGGACAGCCAUCCGAUAAACUGAUGACACCUAAAGCCUUUCAAACGGCUUAUGUGUCCGCCGUUGAAUCGGAUAAAGAGGACGACUAUAAUAUGACUCGUCAGGUGAUGUCAGCCAUAGAUCACAGGGCAGCCACUCUACUAGAUUGUGAUGUCGUCAAAAUGGUAUGUAAGCGAGUGUCUACUAGAGCCGCACAUUUGGUUUCGGCAGCCGUGGCCACCAUAUUGAACAAAAUGAAAAGACCGCACACGACAAUAGGUGUCGACGGUUCGGUUUAUAAAUUUCAUCCGCAUUUUCACGACCUAAUGGUCGCCAAAAUCUCGGAACUCGUUGACCAGAACUAUACGUUUAAUCUGAUGCUGUCGGAAGACGGCAGUGGUCGCGGUGCCGCUUUGGUGGCCGCAGUGGCCACCAAACAGGAGCACCGGCGCAAAGUGAGUCUCGAACAGAUGGGACUGUAUGUCCCGCCCAGGGAUGGCGUCAAUAGGAAAAACUCUAGACUAGAAUUGGAUGAAUUGGUCGCCAAAAUUAAUCGCACGAAUAUUAACAUUACUUAACACAUAAAACAAUAGGUUUUUUAUAUAGAUAUAUAUA